UCAGAUCACCAGAAACUGGAACGUGAAGCUCGAAUUUGCCGACUUCUAAAGCAUCCAAAUAUUGUGCGGCUCCAUGACAGUAUUUCAGAAGAAGGUUUCCAUUACCUCGUCUUUGAUCUGGUUACUGGUGGGGAGCUCUUUGAGGAUAUUGUUGCCAGAGAAUACUACAGUGAAGCAGAUGCCAGCCACUGUAUUCAUCAGAUACUGGAGAGUGUGAAUCACAUUCACCAGCAUGAUAUCGUGCACAGGGACUUGAAGCCUGAGAAUUUACUACUGGCAAGUAAAUGUAAGGGUGCUGCUGUCAAACUGGCUGACUUCGGACUGGCUAUAGAAGUCCAGGGAGAGCAGCAAGCCUGGUUUGGGUUUGCUGGCACUCCAGGCUACCUCUCUCCCGAAGUCUUAAGAAAAGACCCUUACGGAAAACCAGUGGAUAUAUGGGCAUGUGGAGUGAUUCUGUACAUAUUACUAGUGGGGUACCCUCCCUUUUGGGAUGAAGAUCAGCACAAACUCUAUCAGCAGAUCAAAGCCGGAGCCUAUGACUUCCCAUCUCCUGAGUGGGACACUGUGACUCCUGAGGCAAAGAAUUUGAUCAACCAGAUGCUGACGAUAAACCCAGCAAAACGCAUCACAGCUGACCAGGCUCUCAAACAUCCAUGGGUCUGCCAACGAUCCACUGUUGCUUCAAUGAUGCACAGGCAGGAGACUGUGGAGUGCUUGAGAAAGUUCAAUGCUAGAAGGAAGCUAAAGGGUGCAAUCCUCACGACAAUGCUUGUGUCUCGGAAUUUUUCAGCUGCCAAAAGCCGGCUGAACAAGAAGUCAGAUGGAGUGAAG
Molecule: messenger RNA, 831 nt
Organism: Phaethon lepturus (White-tailed tropicbird)
Lineage: Eukaryota; Metazoa; Chordata; Aves; Phaethontiformes; Phaethontidae
Product: calcium/calmodulin-dependent protein kinase type II subunit gamma
Exons: 11
Biological process (GO): protein phosphorylation
Cellular component (GO): neuron projection; cytoplasm
Molecular function (GO): calcium/calmodulin-dependent protein kinase activity; ATP binding; calmodulin binding
Source: RefSeq, a predicted model, not a curated record